GGAUGAGGCUCCUCCAGCCGUUGGCCGACUGUCAGUUCCAUUCGCGACGUCGUCCAAGAUCCAUUGUCUCACAUUCUCUCCUCUCUCUCCUCUCUCUCUCUCUCCUUUUCCUAUUUAUUUCCCCCUUUGGCACUUUGAUUCGAGAGAGGAAUAACAAGUCCAAGGCGUACACAACCUCUCCAACGCAAGUCGGUUUGUUGUCUUCUGUACCCGACCCGAAAACAAAUCUCGGCCCGUCGAAAUUCCAUUGGCGAAUCAGAGCCGAGACGAUGGCCGACGAGACUUCGUCCGCCUCAUCGGCUUUCUCGCCGCUUUCCGGUGGCUAUUUGCUGAUCGUCCUCAGUGAGCCGCACAGCGAACAGCACAAGCAAGUCCUACUAGAACAUCUCGCCAAAGGACUGGCCUCGUGGGACAGCGUCGAAACGCAGAUCGAUAUCGAGUCGGAACUCCGCAACAUCGCGACCCAAUGCCCCAACGGCGAAGAAGUCAGGAACGGAGAGAAACUGAUCCAGUUGGCUUCCGACUCGCUCGUCACUGAGAUCCUCAUCCAGCCGCAGUUGAGCACGCUCAAGCAGUGCAUGCGCAAUCUUCUAGCCUCGUUCACGCGCCAUCGGCACGUUAUUCACGCCGGCUACACAUUGUCAGGACCUGGAUCCUGGAUUUUACAAGAUGGAACCUACGAUUUUGGCGACUUUAUGCACAUCGUGCAAGACCCCGAAAUCCAGCGGCUCUAUCGAGCCUACGAAUCGAGCAUCACGAUGGACCUUCACUGCGCCGACGAGGGUCAAUGGAGCGCCGAGCAGAUCAAUCAGGAUCCUGCCAUCAAAGCCGCCAAGAUAUCCAUCAACCCGCCCGGUCGAUUGAGCGCCGCCGAGUCGCAGAGCCAACAAGACGCCGUCAAUUCUUUUAUCCGAUACAUUUCCGACAUUCUGCCGUCGGUGACGUUGGAUCAUCUCCUGGAGCCAUCCGACGUCGUUGGCAACAUCCGGUUCAAUCACCCGACCCUCUACGUCUUCCCAGGCGGACAGGGAGACUCUGCCCUCUUCGGCAUCAGCGGAUUCAACAUUCUCGUCGAUGGAGGAUUCGGACGCAAGCCCUGCUUCUGGGAUUUCACCCGACACUUGGACCGGCUCGACGCGGUCGUCAUGACACGGAGCAAUGCCAGCUCUCUCAGCGGCCUGACUGGGGCCAUCUGCCGCAAAGCCGCCAGCCCCGUCUACCCGCAAAUGGGUCACAUCUUCUGCAAUCUGCCACAGGACGGUGAAGUUGACCUCGGUGACAUUGACCAGCAGAUCAAUGCGGCCGACUCUACUUCCGAAUCGCUCACUGUCAACAUCAAUGAUCUAUGCCGGGCCAUGUCGGCCGGACUUGGAGCUUUACAGCUCAAAGCACAGCCAAUCUAUCGCUCUGCCACUCUGGAGCCCAUCAAUCUCUACCACAAGGUGGGGCACGGAACACUUGACAUGUUCAUCGUCAGUCCCAGCGCCAACAGUCCCGAGGUCAAGGAGCUCAUGCGUCUCUGGCGUUCUGGAGACGUUUCGACGGCUUUCCGAACCAUCAAAAUGGGCGGCAAAGAAUUCCGCAUUCCGCUGCUGGACAUUGUCUCGGUUUGCGCCCUGCUGGUGUGGCAGCCGGCCGAUCCCAACGAGCCCGUCACUCGCCUCCUGUUCCCGGGCAGUGCUCCUCAACACAAGAUCCUCGAAGGGCUGGAAAAGUUCCGUCAAUUGGAAUUCCUCAAGUCGCCCGUUUUCAUGGCCAAAGAUGUGGCCGCUCCGCCGUCCGCCGUCAUCACUCCGUCAUCCACGUCCAGCGCUUUCACCAAGAGCCCAGUCAAGACGAAGAGCACUUCGUCGCCUCGUCACACCCCAAUUGAACCAGUUCCUGUCAAAGCUUCGGCCGUCCGCAAGGAAGUGAGCAGCAAGCCGCCGCCCAAAGCGGCUGAUCAUUCCGGCAGCAAUGCCAAUUCCAAAGAGGCGGAUGCCAAGCCACGUCCGGCCCCUAAAGUCAUCAAGGCUGAUGUCCUGAGCAGCUCGUCGAGAACGGGCAGCACCGAACUGCGCGCCAAGAAAGCGGAAGCCAAGCCAACGACAGCGGCGCCCAUCAAAUCAACGACGACGACGACAGCGGCUAAGAAAGAGACUGCCAUGUCCGUCAACGGCGAGACCAAUAAAACGCUGGCACCCAAAAUCAAAAAGGAUGUGGCCAACAUGAAAAUGGUCGAGGCCAGAGUUCACUCGUUCAAGAGUUCGGCUUCGUUGAAACGGGCCGAAGAGAUCACCAAGAAUAAAAAACCCGGCGAUGACAAGGACAUAAAAGACAAGGUUCAAAGAAGUCAGAGCCAAUCCCGCGAGAAACGCUCGGCUUCCACCGUUCGAGGACAGCCAGCAGAUGAAGACAAGACGAGGGUUAAACUGGUCAAGAAGAUUGCUCCUUCGACAACGGAGGCGACGCCGGUCAGCCCUGCCAAAACGAUGACCAAACCCAUCAAGGCCAAGCCCAAGGAGACGAGCAAACCAGCCGAACCCAAAGCUCCCGUCGCCAAGGAGCCGUUAAAGAAAGACAAGCCAGCGGCUCCUAAACCUAAACCCGCAGCAGCUAAAGAGACUCCUAAACCGGCUCCAAAGGCCCCGGCCGCUUCAUCGUCGUCGUCGACUCCAUCAGGCAAAGCUGUCAAGCGACCAGUGAAAGCUGCCGCUGCUGCUGCUGCUGCCGUCGUUGGAGCUGCUGCAGCUGUUGUCGCUGUGGCGGCUGUCACCACGGAGGAACAGCCAACUGAAGAGCAGCCAGCCGUUGUCGAAGAGGAUUUCAACGCGGCUGAGGCCCCUCAGGCGGCCAGCUCACCAAAGCAAGACACACCGACCGAAGAUGGAGGCCAAGUGCCGGAUGAAACGAGCGUUCUGGAAGCGAUUGAAAGCCAGAUUUUGGAGGAUGUAGAAGCGGUCGAACAGGAGUCGCAACACGAUUCUGAACCAGAUCCUGCCAACGCGGAAGAUGAGGUCGAAGAAAAAGAAGAAGAGCAAGCCGAAGAACAAGCCGAAGAACAAGCCGAAGAGCAAGCCGAAGAGCAAGCCGAAGAGCAAGCCGAAGGCUCAGUCGCCGGAGAAGUCGCUGAUGCGGAUGAGGCGGAGGAGAGCGCCGAAAAAGAUGAGGAAGAGGUAGUGGAAGCCGAUGAGGAAGAAAUCGCCCAAGUGGAAGAUGGCGGAGAUGAAGGGGUCGGAUCUGAGGAGCCCGAAGUUGCUGACGCGGUGAUCUCCGAGGAAGUUGUCCAGACGGAAGAUGCUGAAGCGGACGCCGAGACAGAAGAUGCCGAAGUAGCCGUGACGGAUGAAGUUGUGGAGGAAGUCGCCGAGCAAGUCGCUGAGGAAGUCGCUGAGGAAGUCACCGAGGAAGUCACCGAGGAAGUCGCCGAGGAAGUCGCCGAGGAAGUCGCCGAGGAAGUUAAAGAAAAAACAGAUGACGAGGAAGUUAAAGAGAAAACAGAUGACGAGGAAGAAACCGUCCCAGAAACUGUUGAACCGGAAGAAUUCGACGAAAAAUCAGCCAACGAUAAGGAAGAAGUAGCUGACGUCGAAGAAAAUGGAAAACCUGACGACGUUGUAGAUGUUCAAGACGAAGAAGAGGUGGCCAAUGAAGCCGAAGAACGAUCGAUCGAUAACGAAGUUUCGGUGGACGUCGCUCAGGUUGACCAACGAUCCAACGAUCAAGAUGACAACCUCGAGACGGACGAAUGCCCAGAACCGGUGGAAGAAGAAGAAAUUCAGCCGGCUGUCUCGUCCACAUCGGUCGACGCUGGCAGACCCAAAUCAGCCUCUCCACAGCCGGUUGCAUCCGGAGAUGAGAUGGCCAACGUGAGCGAAAAUGACAUAAUCGAUCAAAUUGAACAAAGUCACAACUUGGAUGCUACCCAACAAGAAAGUCCAAAGGAACAAGUCGAAGAGUUGCAAGAACCCAGUGAAGAGAAAGAAGUUGUAGAUAAAAAGGAUGAAAAUGUCGAAGAUGACAAAGUCGAAGAUAAAGAUGAAAAUCUCAUCGAAGACCAACACGAAGAAAUCGCCACAACCUCGCCAGAGCCGGUGGAAGAAGAAAUUCAGCCGGCCGUCUCAUCCCAGUCAGUGGAAACUAGCAAACCUCUUUCUCCUUCUCCACAGCCAGAACCCGAAGAACAUCAAGACGACAAUGUCGAAGAUGUUGACAGGGAGAAAGAAGUGGAAGAAGAGGAAAAAGUCCACCAGGAAGAGAGCUCCUUAGAUCAUCAGACCAUUGACAAAGAACUCGACGAAGAAAAAGACAAAGAAGAAGAUGACAAACAACCGGAUGUGGUUGCCUCUCAGUUGUCUGGCCCAUGCGAUAGCUCUACCACUGAAGAGAUUCAAUCCAAAGAAAGCGCUGACGUUGUCUCUGAAAAAGUAGACAAUGUCGAAAAAGAAGAAGAAAUCGAUGACCAACAUGUUGAUGACCAACAUGAUAUUGAAAAACGCCAAUCACAUGAAUUGACUGUGGAGAGCACGGGCCACCAAGAGGAUGCCCUUUCAUCUCUCUCUUCCCUUUCCGACCUAGAACCAACGCCCGUCCUUGAUCGUUCCGGCGCUAGUCUCUAUGAAGAAGAACAGCAGCUAUCUUCGAUGGAAUCCCAACCGGAAUCUCAUCAAUUCACACAAAAGUCCGCCCCACAGAUGGAGGAGUCUUCUCCCAAAGAUAUGCAACAGACUACCAAGUCGUCGUCCUUAGCAGUGGUCGACGAUGAAUCUUCCGGCCCAUCGUCAGUUGAAGUCGAAGAAGAAUUCAAAGCAGAAAUCGUUGUUCGACCCGUUCCUAUUUCCGUCCCGUUAGACGAUUUUGUAGCUCCACAUCAACCAGCACCUAGCCCUCCUGUAGUCAAAUCUCCAGUCAAAGAAAUUCCUACCCCUCUGGUGCUGGACGAAGAGGACGAUGGUGUAGAAGUAGAGGAGGAAGCCUUCCAGCAGGAAAUCAAAACCAAAGAUAGUGCCGUGCCCAUCACUCCCGUCGAAGAAGAUCAGGGCGCUUCUUCCUUCAGCUACGAGGAGCCGCAAGGACAGAGUGAGGAUCGACAGCUCCCAUCUAGCCAAUUCAACUCGGAUAAGAAAGAAGAAUCAGCAGUUGACGGUACUGCAGUCUCCCGUUCCAAAGAGGCCGAAGCGGAGGAAUUCCGUGCCUCCAUCGACAACCAGUACGGUGAUUUCAUGAAAACUCCAGCCACUGAGGAAAAGUCCAAACAGAAGACGCCAGAGGAGAAACCAUCGACAGAAACGACCGUUGAGAAAAAACAGCCAGAAGAGAAAUGUGAGGCGGCAGUAGAGAAGAAAACCGAAGAAAAGAUUUCUUCUCCAGUAGAAGCAAAAUGCGCUGCUGUUGAAGAAAAGAAGAGCGAGGAAGUAAAAAAAACCACUCCCGAAGUCAAACCCGCCGAGAAGGACGAGGAGGAGGAGGAGGUUGAAGAAGAAAUUGUUUCCAAGGUAGUAGACAACAAAUCCGUCAAAGCUGAAAAGGUCGAAGAAUCCAGCGUUAAAGAAAUCGCCAAAUCGCCUGAAACGAAGCCAUUGGAUGAAUCUGAUAUCCUUGAGAUGAUUGUGGGAGAUAUCGUGACCGAAAAGGUUGAAGUCUCGACGACGGACGACAAGUCUGCUAAAGUUUCUGUUGACUUGGAAGCUGAAGUUGUCAAGACCAGCGAGCCCAUCGUUGAAAGUUUCCAAGCGGUUGACUCUGAAUCAACUCAAUCGACAAAAGACGCCGAUUCUCAUGAAAGUUUCCUGGAUAAAGUCAAAAACUUUGUCGAGGAUGUUAAAAGUUCUUUCGUAGAAGAUGUCAAAGUGUCCAAAAUGGAUACAAAGCCAGUGGAAUCGCAGGAGAAAGAGAAAGUCUCGUUGGAAGAGACCAAAGAAGUGUUUAAGAAGGAAGAACUUUCCAUUGCAGUCCACGCUAUGGAAGCCGAAGCCCAUCCAACUGAAGAUAUUGAAAAGAAAAACGUUAAGGAUUCCAUCCCAGAGGUUCCUAUUCAAACUACAGAUACCAAAUCAGUCAAAUUCGACGAAGUUGAAGUACCGCAAGUUUCGGGAAAAGAGAAAAGCUUCAUUGAAGAGGUGGUUCAGAAGAUCUGCUCAGUCGAACUUGUUGAAAAGGUUAGUGAAUGCCUUACCAAAGAGAAGGAGCCUACUGGAAUGGCAGCCAAGGAGGAAGAAGAGGAGUCUGUUCCAGUGUUUGAAAAAUGCGAGAAAUACGGAAAGACUGAAAAAGAUGUCUUAGCUGUAGUCGAGCCCAUGCUACAGGCAACUACUGAAACUGUUGUUUUAUCAGCGGAAGUGAAAUCCCAGCGAUCCUCUACUUCUGAAGCAGCUCCAUUGGAACUUGAGUUGGAUAUUCCCGAGAGAAAGCUUUCCAAUGUUUCGGCAUCGUCGGUCACUUCAGUGGAAAAGGACGCGAUAGUGGAAGCAGUGGUGUCUGAAAUUAAAACAACAGUUAGCGAAUCUGAAAAGAAGAUGGCAAAUAUUGAGUCUGAAAUUAAAUCGGCAACUAUUGAGACUGAAAUCAAGUUGGCAGCUAUUGAGGCUGAAAUUAAAUCGGUUUCCACUGAGGCUGAAAUUAAAUCGGCAACUAUUGAGACUGAAAUUAAGUCGGCAACUAUUGAGUCUGACAUUAAAUCGGUAUCCACGGAGGCUGAAAUUAAGUCGGCAACUAUUCAGGCUGAAAUUAAGUCGACAACUAUUGAGACUGAAAUUAAAUUGGCAGCUAUUGAGACUGAAAUUAAAUCGGCAUCCACUGAGGCUGAAAUGAAGUCGGCAACUAUUGAGUCUGACAUUAAAUCGGUAGCUAGUGAACCAGUCACAGAUACUACCGACCUCGUAUUCGUUGCUCCGGUCACUGCCAGCUCACCCAUCGAUGGGCCAGAACUUCUGAAAGAACUCACGUUCCCACAAGGAUUGCCAUCCAAAUCGGAAACUGACUCCUCUCUUAACUCUCUAGUAGAUGAGAUCAAAGAAACCAUUCAAGAUGUCAAAGUGUCACUUACUGAAUCAACAACCAAAUCGGAAACCGACAGCACUCCAUCUAAAGACAAAGUAGAGGAUGUUAAACAAAUCCUCGCUGACGUCAAAGAGACAUUGAAACUUGAAUCCGACAAUUCGUCUAAAUCUCAAGUGGAGGAGAUCAAAGAAAUUAUUCAUGCUGAUGUAAAGGCUACUCUAGAAUCGGCGCCAAAAUCUGAAACUGUUUGCCACUCCGUAGACGAAGAAGUCAGAGAAACCGUUGCAGAUGUCAGAAAGGCGUCCCUUGAAAUGACAUUUGAUGCUGAUUUAACCAAACCUAAAAUGGAGGAGGUCAAAGAAGUCAUUUCGGAUUUAAGAAAGGCGUCCCUUGAAAUGACAUUUGAUGCUGUCUUAGCCAAACCUAAAAUGGAGGAGGUCAAAGAAAUAAUUUCGGAUGCAAGAAAGGCAUCCCUUGAAAUGACAUUUGAUGCUGAUUUAACCAAACCUAAAAUGGAGGAGGUCAAAGAAGUCAUUUCGGAUUUAAGAAAGGCGUCCCUUGAAAUGACAUUUGAUGCUGAUUUAACCAAACUAAAAGUGGAAGAGGCCAAAGAAGUAAUUUCGGAUGUUAGGAAAGCAUCCGUUGAAAUGACAAUCGAUGCUGACUUGCCUAAAUCUAAAGUGGAAGAGGUCAAAGAAAUUAUUUCGGAUGUUAGGAAAGCAUCCCUUGAAAUGACAAUCGAUGCUGACUUAACCAAACCUAAAGCGGAGGAAGCCAAAGAAAUCAUUUCAGAUGUAAGAAAAGCCUCUCUUGAAAUGACAAUCGAUGCUAAUUCGCCCACAUCUAAAGUGGAAGAGAUCAAAGAAAUUGUUGCUGAUGCAAAGAAGGCAUCCGUUGAAACGGCAUCAAAAUCCGAGGCUGACUUGUACAAACCGCAAGUAGAGGAGAUCAAAGAAAUCAUCCAAGAUGUCAAAGAGGCGGUUGAAUCAAUGUCGAAAUCGGAAUCAGUGAUAGAAACCCAAGUACAGCAGGUCAAAGAAAUGUCCUUUGAAUCAUCAUCAAAAUCAGAAACCGAAGUCUCGUGCAAAAGCAAAUUAGAGGAAGCCAAAGAAAUCAUCCCAGAUGUAAAAAAGACAGAAGAAUUAGCGCUAAAAUGCGAAUCGAUCUUACAAGAAACCCAAGUUCAACAGGUCAAAGAAAUAACCUUGGUUGCAGAUUGUGAUGCCCAUUCAGGUUUGUCGUCCAAAGUAGAGGAAGUCAAAGAAACUAUCGAAGAUGUUAAAAAGAUGUCAAGUGACUUAUUUGCAUCAAAAAAAGAAACCGUAGAAGAAGUCAAAGAAGUUAUUCACGAUGUCAAAGAGACAUCAUCAUCUGCUGUUUCGAAAGUAGCCGAAGUCGCAGAAUCCUUGUCCCAAUUGGAGGCUAAAGUGGAAGUGAAAGCCGUCACUCCUGAGCCAGAAGUCAUUCCACAGGCCGCAUCCCAACUCAAGUGCGACCCACUGGCCAAUUUGCCAGUAGUCGCACUAGUUGAGACUUCCAAGAAUGUCAUCGAAGAAGUGAAACCGAAGAGCGCUGAUUUGGCUAAAUUAGAUGUCGUUGACAAGACGGAGCAAUUGAAACCGGAGACUAUUGAUUGCUCAAAUGUGUCUUGCUCAUCGUCGACUUCCGUCACGCCCAAAACGCCACUCUCGCCCAAUAUUGCCCGCCGAGAAGUCGCCGUUGAAUCAACGGUGAUUCCAGCAGCUGCUAAUUUGGAAUCCUUCGCGGCACCACCACCUACUCGAUUCGGAGACGACGUUAGAGACGUGAGUCAGCCAUCCAGUUUGGAUUCGAUGGAAGUCCAUUCCAAUUCUUCCACUUCUUUGGCUGGAGCCGAGAAACAACACGAAGAGGAUGAAGAUGAAGAUGUUGCAGCGACCUCACUGACGCCGACCAUCAACUACUUGGCAGCUGGAUACGAAGGUGUCAGCAUCAGCACUGCGAGCAAAUUGUCAACCAUAGCAUCGUCGGAUGGCGAAACUGAUGGAGCUCAACCUCCCAGUUUGGACAGCAACUGGUCAUCCAAGACGUUUGACAAAUUGACAUUGGCUGCUGAAUCCGGCGCUCGUCAUCAACCGGAAGAAUCGGCCUUCUCAAGCGGUCCAUCCAGCUGGGACGACAGAGAACCUGGUGCCCGACCUUACUAUGUCGUAUCUGAAUCGAUCAGUGACCGUUCGGCCACCAGCUCCAUCAUCUCCCAUGCUACCGACGACGAUUAUCCAGCUGAAAAGUUGGAUCGGCCGUCUUUGGUCAGCCACGUCGAACCUCGCAGCGCCACUGGCGAACUGAAUAUCAAAAAAGAAUUGGAUGUGGCGCCCGUCAGUCCUGUACCGUCCUCUCCAUUCAGCACCGAUCGCUGUAGCAGCCACGGUGACUUUGAAGCCAACAAAGAUUCUCUGUCCAGUAUCCAGACCUCGGAAUCGUCCGACUUUCACUUGGAAACCAAAGUGGAUGACUCGGCGUCCGCCAUCUCCAGCACCCGUUCAGACUAUUCCGAUGACCGAUCCGGCAGCAGCGUUGAUCCAACCCUUUUGCAACAGCAGCGGCUCGAGCAGCGAUCCCUGACGCCCCGUAGCGAUAUCAGCUGUUCGUCAGAGACAACUGACCCCGUUACGACAGCCAACACGACCCAACUGAUCCAACCGGGCCAGCAACAGACUCCCGUGGAUCUCAAAGCCAAUAGCAAAGCCGAGUUAGCCGAUCCCAAAUUGGCGCCGCACAACAUCUGGCUUAAAGAAAAGGACACAGCGUCGUCUCCGAAUCCAUUCACCGAUCAAUAUGCCGAUGACGAUACCGACCAUUCCGAACCGCUAGCCUCUUCCACACUCUACUACCAGCAACAGCAACAACCGCCAGUACAACAACAUCACCAACAACACCUGUCGGAUUUCGAGUCUGAUCGCCAUUCAGAUUCGCAAUCGUCGUCCGUUCCAGUUGCCGAGUACACGGACGAGUACUACGUUCAACAUUUGGAUUAUGUUGAAACGACCCAGAAAUCUUCCCAUCCGCAUCCAGACGAGGCCUCAGAUCAGGAAGCGUAUCUGUACGAAUCGGAACACGACGAUCAAGACCACCAUUACCAUCCCUACGCGACCAAGUACAGCGACUCGUACGACGAGGCUGAUCUCUAUCCGACGGAGGAGGCCAUCAACGACGACUACCGUCACAUUGGAGAUCACCAAAAUGGCAACUCUUAUCACUACUACGAAAGUGGUGAGAGCGCCACGACCGAGGAGGUCGUUGGCAAUUUGCACGGCCAGUACGAGGACCUGAACCGCAACGACCGCACGCCGACAAGAGACGUGCAGCAUCCCUACGUGGCUCCUGAUGUUUACGAAUCCGAGCCCGCAGUUAUCAGUCCGACCAGCAGACAAUUGGACGUCACGACAGCUGCGACCACAUCUUCUUCGCGUGAUGAACGAGUGUUGCCACAAACGUCACCUCUUCCCAGUCCACAGCCUCAUCCGCUUUCGCAACAGCUUUCGCCACAGCAGCAACAACAGCAACAACACGAAGACACAUUGGCUUCGUGGGGCAAGCCAUUGGGUUUACCAGCUCCUGUAGCUCCUGGUGUCGUCUUUUCCAGUAACGGCAGCAACGGUUCCCCGCUCAAGCGCCCAGCUACUGCAACCAACAACGGGCACAAAGCUUCCGACAAAGCCGCCAACGGCGCCAACAACGCUGCCAGCGCCCCAUUCUACGUCGAUUUGGCGUACAUCCCGCAUCACAGCGAUCCUCGAUAUUCGGACGUGGACUUCUUCAAGCGCAUCCGGGCUCGACACUACGUACUGAGUACUCUAGAGCCGUCCGCUCAAGUUCUUGACGCUCUUUUGGAGGGCAAACAAUCCUGGACUGGCGACGACAAAGAUUUAGACGUCACCAUCAUUCCCACCUACGACUCGGACACACUGGCUACCUGGGUCAGCGCCAACGAGGAUCUACUUGCCCGCAAUCGUAUUGAUUUGGCACCAUCAGCCUCCCGCUGCACGAUCAAUUUACAAGAUCACGAGACUUCUUGCUCGGCCUAUCGGCUGGAAUUUUAAGACGUCCGACUACUAUAAUUCCUCCCUCUUGUUUUCCUGUUGAGAUGUGAGAAAGGCUCCACCCUGCGUUUCCGUGCGUCGGAGAGUGAUUGAAUUGAAAAAGAAGUAACGAACAAAAAGAAAAAUCCCCUCCCCCCCAAAAAAAAAUAUUUGAAAGAAAUCCUGACGAGGUAGACUUUCCUUCCACUUUACUUAUGUAGUGAGCCGAACAAAAAAAAAAGAAACUUUCAUCUUAAUUUAUAUUUAUACUUUUCGGCAUUUCUCGAUAACCAUUGCGCCCUCUUUCAUAGAGCAGCAGCCUCCUCCGAUUAUUGCUGUGAUUUUUUUCUCGAGUUUAGAUAUUUGCCUGCUUCUUGUAUCACUCUCAAGAAACCUUAUUAAGUAGCUAUUAGGCUUGUUAUUUGAAUUGCAAUCCAUUUUUCUCCCCUUUUCUUAUUAUAUUUUCGGAAAAGUGGACACGAGAAGAAAGGAAAAUGUUUGUCGAGGCCAAUGUACGGGUAAAAUAUCAUCAGAGCUAAGCGCAAGCGGGACGACCGUCAACGUGGCGCCCCCAACUUGUGAGGACUUCCGGAUUUUAGUGAAAGAAGCGCAUCGCUUUGAUUUUUCAUUUCAAGGAUGAACAGGGAAUACUGAACGAAAUCAAAGGAACAUUUCUUACUCGACAUUUUCUUUUGUGCAGCAGCAGCAAUUCAUUAUUUUUUAUUCUAUUUCAUUUGCUCAUUCUUCUUUCAUUCAAACGCUUACAGAAUUCAAAGUGCUAUCCACAUUUGCCCAGGACGUCCGAACGAUACGGAAUAACCAUGGCGGGGAUUUCGAUUGAAACCACAUUAGAAACUCCCCUUCUAAAGUCGAUUGAUAUUCGCAAAAUUAAUGUGAUAUGAGCGAAGGCGAAAAUGAAGAGACACAGGAGCUGAAGAAACGGAUCGGAAUUACCGAUUACCCUCCCAUAUCUGGCGAUCAGUAACAAUCACACAAGAGCACAGCAUUUGUCAGGGAUUCCUUCUGUAUCACCCCAUUCCCCCACUUCCUUUUUAAUUUCAAAAACAAACAAAAAAAAAGAAUUAAAAAAUCCUUGACAAACAGGGCGAGAAUUGCAGCCUCCGAUGUGAUAAAACUUAAGAAAAAUUAAAAGCUCAUCUAGUGAUGGAAGUAGCUGCGAAUUUGAUGCCGACACCGAAAGCCAACGCCCCGAUUCCUGGCAAUAUGCGUAGAUAUGUGCAAGGAAUGAUUUAAUUUUCACUUAUGAUUUCCAAGUGGCUGAAACGACACACACAUAGAAAGAGAAGAGAGACAGAGAGAGAGAGAGAGAGAGAGAGUCAAGUGCGGCGAGAAAUGUGAGACACCCAAGUGCAGCUUUUUCGUGAUUCAUGCGUGCGAUAUGGACAAAAUGUUCACGAACUUAAAACCAACCCGAACCGAGAGAAAAAAAGACGAGACCCUUUUCAAGCGAGAAACGUUCCCCUCCACCCACACAUCCCUCACCGAAUCUUCUACAUCCCGACAGAAACCAACAAGCAAAAGAAACUCGAAUAUAAUAGUCUUCAGUGUUUUGUGAGUAACUUCUUGCAGUGCUUUGAAGCUUUUAGAUAAUCAUCGAUAUGAUUAGAUACACUAUAUUAUAAUACAGUAUAAUUCAACUUUCAAGCUUACCCAUAUAUAUCCCCUCCCUCUACCACAAAAGUCACAACACUGUCGAAUCUGUUUCAACGUGGAUCGGCCCGUUGGCGUCUGAACACCAAAAGUCCAACCCGGGCCGAUCCUGACACACCAUUUUUCCCGUCUCUUUACCCGUCUAUCUCUUAUAUAUCUUCACUCGUGCACCAUCUCAGCUUUUGUGCUUUCGACAUUCCCAUUAUAUAAUCCCGCGAGGCACACGUUCACCGUGCAUCCUGACAGGUGUCUACUUAUCUUUCCUUUAUUUCCGUUUCGAGUAGCUUUCCUCCCCCAUUUAACUAAUUAUGUAUCUUCUCGUGCAAUUAGAUCCGUUUCUCUGUUCGGUUGGUAUUACAUCUGUUUUGUUGCCUGUACAUGAUUUCGUAUUCAGUAAAUUUUGUAAGGCGCAAUCCACUCGAAGGAAAACCAGGUUGCGUUCGGUAGCCUCUGAUAUACCCUCUCUCCUCCCUACACACAUACACACGAUGAAUCUUAAUUCUUUUUCCACCUAUUUCAAUAUGAUUUUAUUCUGCCCUCAAUUUAUUUUGCGUGUGCUGUUGCCGAUGCUAAUAUCCCUACAGCAUUUACAUACAUACGAAGCUGAGUCGGACUCUUUUAAUGGUCUCUGAAAAUGACCUAGUCAAACAGAGUUCCGCAUUCCGUUCAACUUCUUUCCCUUCUAUAUAUUCCUUCUGUGUACUGAGCUGUAUACCUAGGAGCUGUAUACCUAGCAUCCGUGUAACGCCACUCUUCAAUACAUACCAUAUGGUGAAUAUUAAACAAAA
This is a messenger RNA of Daphnia pulicaria, 13498 nucleotides long. RefSeq names its product microtubule-associated protein 1B-like. Lineage: Eukaryota; Metazoa; Arthropoda; Branchiopoda; Diplostraca; Daphniidae. The record is from RefSeq and is a predicted model, not a curated record. Gene Ontology annotation, biological process: dendrite development; axonogenesis; regulation of microtubule depolymerization. The transcript has 9 exons. Gene Ontology annotation, molecular function: actin binding; microtubule binding. Gene Ontology annotation, cellular component: microtubule; cytosol; dendrite. The coding region runs from base 3 to 11060 and encodes 3685 amino acids.